Messenger RNA from Rotaria socialis, 987 nucleotides. The record is from the annotation of a GenBank genome assembly. Lineage: Eukaryota; Metazoa; Rotifera; Eurotatoria; Philodinida; Philodinidae.
AUGAAAAUUUUAGCUUUAUUAGCAAUAACUUGUUAUCUGUCCUUGCAUUGUGUUCAAGGCGGUAACCAACAGAAAAGUGUUUUACUCGAGAGUGUCCAGGCAUUAACACUUUACAAAGGACAACGAACCCAAGCAAGACGAGUCUCAGCUGUUCCACAACUCAAAUGUGUUGGUGGCUCGGCAAAAGGUGCCUUUGAGCCUGAUGUUGUACAAUGUUAUAAUCGCGGAUCGAAUGGUGUCGAUAUUCAAUGGGAAUGCACAAGUGAAAUGCCGAAGAAAUAUAAAUUCGGACGAUUAAGUGUAUCAUGUGAAGGAUAUGAAUAUCCAGAUGAUCCAUAUAUUCUAGCUGGAUCUUGUGGAUUAGAAUACAACCUUGAAUUAACCGAUAAAAGUUUUUCUGAUCCAAAUCAAUCAAAUGUUCGACAACCAUCAAAUUCGAGAUUUUGGCCAUUUGUUUUUAAAGUUGCACUUAUCGUUCUGGUAUUCUUUGCUAUUAAAUCGUUUUUAGCGGGUGAUAAUCGUACAGGUGGUACUAGACCAAUGUCAGCUGGACCUGACCAUCGCCCACCAGGUGGUGGCGGCGGUGGUUGGUUUUCCAAUUUUUUCCCAGGUGGUACCGGUGGUUUUGGUAACUUUUUUGGUGGCGCACCAGGAAGAGGUAAUGCUCGACCAGGACAACCACCACCAGCAGGUUUUCGAACGGAUUUUACAGAUUACGGAAAUACUGGGCCAGAUUGUACUGCUAAUCGACAACAGAAUACUGGUGGCACAGGCUUUCUAACUGGAGCUGCACUUGGUGCUUUAGGGGGUUAUGUUUUUGGUGCUCGAAAUCGACGACCCGAUACACAAAAUAUACCUCGUACAACAAAUACUGGCUGGUUUGGUGGAGGUGGUGGUGGAACAACUAAUAAUAGUACCAAUGGAAGUAGUUCACCAUCGAGUGGUACUCAUACUAGUAGUGGCUUUGGUGGCACAACUCGUCGAUAA